UCGCGCAUGCGCACUGGCCCGCCCGCCCAUCCUCCGCAGGACUGACAGAUAAGGACCUUGCAAGGAAAUCAUGACCCGGUGGGCACGGACUAACACGGCCCAUAAUAAAAAAGCUCUGGAUGCUACGCCAUGGGAAGAGAUGAAGGAAGGAUCCACUGAGGGAGCAAGCCAGAGUUCACCGGAAAGGAAACCGCGUCAUCCCGACAGACUCUCCCUUAACAAGGAGGUACCCCGAUUGAAGCCGAGGAAGAACAAAAAGAAAAAAGAUUAUCUGAAUGAAGACGUGAACGGAUUCAUGGAGUACUUAAAACAGAACUCGCAAGUUCUCCGCAGUGGGAGGGCAGUAGCAGACACUCAGGAAGUGAGGAAAGAGAUAGCCACGGCUUUGAAGAAGGAUAACCGCAGGGAAGAAAGGAGAUUGAAGAGGCAGGAGACCAAGAAGAAUGCCAUGGUGUGCUUCCACUGUCGAAAGCCCGGCCAUGGGCUUGCAGACUGUCCAGCUGUCCUUGAGAGUCAAGAUAUGGGCACUGGAAUCUGCUACCGGUGUGGUUCUACAGAGCACGAAAUCAACAAGUGCAGAGCAAAAAUAGAUCCCGCUCUUGGGGAAUUUUCUUUCGCAAAAUGUUUCAUUUGUGGAGAGAUGGGGCACUUAUCCAGGUCUUGUCCUGAUAACCCUAAAGGACUCUAUGCUGAAGGAGGUUGCUGUAGACUGUGUGGCUCAGUGGAGCAUUUUAAGAAGGACUGUCCUGAAAACCAGAAUUCAGACCAAAAAGCAACAGUUGGUCGCUGGACCGAGGGAAUGAGUGCAGAUUACGAAGAAAUUCUAGACGCCCCGAAGCCACAGAAACCCAAAAUGAAAGUCGCUAAAGUUGUUAACUUUUGAUGGAGGAGAGAACUGUCUUUGUUACUGCCUGACUUAUAUUCUGCCCUGAACUCGUGCUACCAGUUGAGAAUCGGCUCCAAUGGAGCCAUGGGUGCCGAAUGUAGUUUCCUGGGUUUUGAUGGCAAUGAUUCUUAUCAGAAGAGGAAUAGCAUCAACUCUGAGCGAUCCAGAGUAUGAAAGAUGCAUGGUUAGGAGUUGCCUCCAACACAACAGAAACCCUACAGAAAGGAGAAGCCUCAGGCAAGGCCCAGCCUCUGUGACACCGGUCGGUAAAAACUGAUCUGAGAAUAAUACAAGAAUGUGACUCCUCACGGAUAAGGGAGGACUGCCAGCUCUUGUUAGCUCAUUUUUCAUCAAAGCAAGGGAAAGAUUUCUAGAUAGUUUUCUUUCAUAAAUGAACUUGAAGAACUCACCCUUUUUCUAGCACUGUCAAUAUUGAUAAGCUGCCCAAAAUUCACUCUAUUUUUCAACAUUUAUUAGAAGCUUUUCAGUAUCAUGACUUUCCUUCGCUGAAAACUUAAUUCCAGACUUGAAUGUACCUGCAGUCCUUAAAAGAGGGAGAACACUGAUUAGCGAGACAUGGGUGUGUUUCCUGACUACGUGAAUUUAAUUCAGUUCACAGAAUUUAUCAUACGGUGUAUCAUACGUAUGUAUCAUACAGUGGUGUAUUGUGGACUUCAUCUGGAAUUCCACCUGAUCAAAUGCACUUUUAAUUGGUUAUCUUAGGGGUUUUACCCCAAUCAUUGUUUAAAAAUUAAAGUCUGAAAACAUC
Molecule: messenger RNA, 1655 nt
Organism: Tachyglossus aculeatus (Australian echidna)
Lineage: Eukaryota; Metazoa; Chordata; Mammalia; Monotremata; Tachyglossidae
Gene: ZCCHC9
Product: zinc finger CCHC-type containing 9
Exons: 6
Coding region: 71-883 (270 amino acids)
Molecular function (GO): zinc ion binding; nucleic acid binding
Source: RefSeq, a predicted model, not a curated record